This is a messenger RNA of Diabrotica balteata, 333 nucleotides long. NCBI's taxonomy places the organism in Eukaryota, Metazoa, Arthropoda, Insecta, Coleoptera, Chrysomelidae. The record is from the annotation of a GenBank genome assembly.
AUGGUGUUGAAGUCUGUAAAAUGGGCUUUCGUGGCGACGCUGACCUUGCGUUACGAUUUAAAUUUCUGCCCGGCGAGUGCCUUUUUCAAGUUUGGAAACAAAAAAGACAUAAGUAGAUACUCUAUACCAUUCCUGGUGCACUUUGUGGUGGGAGAAACCGGUUCCAAUCAAGGUCGAGGUCAAGGUCGAUGUCAAGGUCGAGGUCGAGGUCAAGGUCGAGGUCGAGGGCAAGGUCAAGGUCGAGGUCAAGGUCGAGGUCAAGGUCAAGGUCAAGGUCAACGUCAAGGUCAAUGUCAAGGUCAGGGUCAAGGUCGAGGUCAAGGUCAAGUUUGA